AUGUCUAUACCGUACGAUUCUGCAGCUACAGCUACAGCACAAAAACAUCUGUAUGUGGUUGAUAGCAACCACAACUACAGUCACAACCUCAAUCACAAUCACAAUCAAAUUCCAAACAAAGAUGUGUUUGAACUGGUCAAGUCCCAAGAAUUGGAAGACGUGAGCUCAGCUAAUGCGUCUAGCGAUAACAAUAAAAACUAUGAUACUAGAGGAUUGAAACACGGACUCAAGGAUAGACACUUGUCGUUGAUUGCAUUGGCCGGUAUUAUUGGUCCCGGUAUUGCUGUUGGUGCAGCACAGGCCUUGGCCAAUGGUCCUGCAGCAAUGUUGAUUGGGUUUGGUAUAAUUGGUAUUAUUGCCUUGAUUAUGAUGCAAUCCUUGGGUGAAUUAACCACGUUAUACCCCACAGGUGGUGCAUUCUCGACAUUGGGUGCCAAGUUUGUCGAUUACGCAUACGGUGGUGCAGUUGGAUGGAACUAUGUCAUUGUGUGGGUCUGUGUAUUGGCCAAUGAGUACAAUGUUACUGCCGCCAUUUUGCAAUUCUGGGGUCCCCAAGUGCCACUCUAUGGCUACAUAUUGAUGUUCUGGGCCUUAUUUAUGGGUUUCCAAUUCUUGGGAGUCAAGACAUUUGGCGAAUUUGAGUUUUGGUUGGCCUUGUUCAAAAUCUUUGGGUUUAUUGCAUUCUACAUCUUUUCCAUUGUAUAUGUUUCUGGUGGAGUUAAGGGCACAAAGGCAUUUGGAUUCCAUUAUUGGAAUGAUCCUGGUCCAUUCAAGUCUGGGUUCAAGUCAGUUGCAAGCUGUUUCACGUUUGCUAGUACAUUUUAUAGUGGAACCGAAGUGGUAGCUAUUGCUGCUUCAGAAUCAAAGAACCCAGGUAGAGCAGUACCAUCAGCAAUAAGACAAACAGUGUGGCGUAUCUUGAUAAUCUAUAUUGGUAUUGCCAUUAGUUAUGGAUUAACUGUGCCGUACAAUGAUAGUCGUUUGCAAAGGGACACAAAGACAUUGAGUUCGCCCAUGACGAUUGCUAUCCAAAGAGCCGGAUGGGAAGGUGGAGCGCAUUUGAUCAAUGCAUUUAUUAUUGUUAUUUGUAUUUCUGCCAUCAACUCGUCGAUAUAUACUGGAUCUAGGGCAAUGGUGCAUUUAGCACAUGAAGGAUGUGCACCAUUCUUUUUCAAGUGGGUUACUAAGCAAGGUGUGCCCUGGGUUGCAGUGGUUGUGAUGAAUUGUUUGGGGUUGAUCUCCUUGAUGAAUUAUAGUACAGAUGCUGCCAAUGCGUACAGCUACAUUGUUAAUUUAUCAGGUGUGGCAGUGUUUAUUGUUUGGGGUAACAUUUGUUUUUACCAUUUGAGGUUUAGAAGAGCCAUGAAGUUGCAAGGCAGGUCAUUGGAUGAGUUGCCUUUUAAAGCGUGGGGAUACCCGUACUUGCCCAUUAUUGGAGUUAUUCUCAAUUUGUUUUUGGCCUUGAUCCAAGGUUGGCAGUAUUUCAAACCGUUUGAUGCAGGCAAUUGGGUCGACGCGUAUGUGUUGUUGCCCUUCUUUUUUGUGUUGUAUUUCGGAUUCAAGAUUUGGCACAAGUCGAAAUGGGUGGACUUGAAUGAGGUGGAUUUGGACGCAGGACGAAGAGCCGAUGUUGAUGUACAUGAGAAACCAAGCAGUAAAUGGAUUCCAUAG
Messenger RNA from Lodderomyces elongisporus, 1671 nucleotides. RefSeq names its product Agp3p (gene AGP3). The coding region runs from base 1 to 1671 and encodes 556 amino acids. Gene Ontology annotation, cellular component: membrane. The record is from RefSeq and is a predicted model, not a curated record. Gene Ontology annotation, biological process: amino acid transmembrane transport. The transcript has a single exon. Gene Ontology annotation, molecular function: amino acid transmembrane transporter activity. Lineage: Eukaryota; Fungi; Ascomycota; Pichiomycetes; Serinales; Debaryomycetaceae.